CACACACAAAGCCAUUGUAUCUGUGAGAUUAUUCACACAUCUAGCCUGUCAGGGAGCUAGGCAGUUACCUCAGUAAAUGUGUACUGACAGGAGUUAACAGCUUUACAAAAUAGUACAAUAUAAGGGAUGAGGAUGGUGAGAACAGCUGGCCAGAAAGCAGAGGCAGACUUUUGUGGAAGUGCUGUGAGCAUCCUCGGCACCAUCCAGAGAACACUCAUCCCAGGGACCUUCCUCUUUAUCCUGGUUGUGGGACUAACUUUGAAUGUGUCUGUCAUCUGGGUCCUUGUGUUCCGGGUGAAGCGCUGGAACAGGAGCACUGUUUUCCUCUGUAACUUGGUUUUGGCUGACAUCACUUGGAUCUUAACCCUCCCCUUCCUGAUCUACUACCAUCUCCAUCAGCUGCACUGGAUCUUUGGAGAUGCUCUUUGUAAGAUUACCAGGACAAUUUACCAUGUUUGCUAUUACUGCAGCAUCUACUUUGUCACUUGUCUGAGUGUGGAUCGCUAUUUGGCCAUUGUGCAUCCAUUAAAGUCUUUGUGGUUGUUAAAUAAACAACAGUCGCUACUGAUUUGCCUCUCCAUAUGGGCAGUAACUAGCUUGGUCAGUGUGCCAAUCUCCUAUGUUGCCAGCACUCAGAUAUGCCCAGACAACAAAACUAUCUGCUCUCUUUAUGUAUUUUCCAGCUGCACCUAUAUAACACUGCCCCUUUCCAUGUGCUACACGGUUGCUGGUUGCUUGCUGCCUUUCACUGCUAUUUGCUACUGUUACUGCAGCAGUGUCAGGACAUUGCAAAAGACUGGCCUUCAUCACUCUCAGAAAAGGGAUAAGCUCACCAAGAUCAUGUACUCUGUUCUGAUCAUUUUUGCUCUCCUUUAUUUUCCUUACCACCUGUCACGAAACACCUGCAUCUUCUUUAGAGCACUGUGGUCCCAUGCCAGUAGGUCUAUUGAGCAUGCAGAUACUGUGUUCUUUGUAGAGAUAGCAGUGUGUAGCCUUAAUACUUGCAUCAACCCUCUCUUCUGUUUCCUGGCAGGUGGGGAUUUUCGAGACCAGGUUUGCAAAAUAGCCUCCUCUUACUCUCACACCAGAAUCUGGAGGACUCUGCAACAAAGGACCUCUGUGUAUCCAGCAUAAUUCUAUUCCUCCACAAAACUAGUUGUGUCAAGAUGACAACUAUGAGCAGAAUUUUAGCCCCUUUAUAGUCAAUGGCAAAACUCUAAUGACUUCAGUUGUCAGGAAUUCCCACCUUGGAGAUGUUUUGAUCUCUCAAACUUGUAAGAAGCAUUAACUGGGGCAAUUUAAUUCCAGAUACGUGGGAGAUGCUUAUAAGCAAUAAAAUUAUUUAGUCUAAAAUUAGUGAAAUAGCCUAGGUCUAUUUCAUUCAAAACGCUAAAAAUUAAUGAAGUGGUAAGGAGAGUUGGCUGGAAAAUGAAACUAAUGGGCUAAAAUAUUACCAUUUCAGAAGGUUGAAAACGGAUCCUUUUUUGGUCAAAAUUGAUCAUGACACUUUAAGCAAAUGUACCACUGAAAAUGUUAACAAAAUGACUACCAUUGCACCUCCCAAAACCAGGACACUCUGGUCUGGCAACAUCCAGGGUCUAGAAGCCUGGUCGCAGAAGGGAUGGCAGCAGUGGAUCUGGGGUCAGAGCUAGCAGCCCAGCUGCAAGCAGCAAGACUGGCAGCCCAGUGAGGCUGGCAGGAGGGGAGCCAGACAGCAGUCCAGUGUGGCCAGUUGUGGGGGGAAGCAGCUGGGGCUGAAGCAGAGCCAGUGGCAGGAAAAGGGUGGUGGGCAGGGGGUGCUGCUGGCAGAGGACCUCCCCUGGUCCUGCAAAUGCCCUCGUUCCAGACCGGUCAGAUCCAUAGGGUGCCAGACCAGGGAGAUCCAACUGUAUUGACAUUUUUCACUUACCAGAACCCUCGUUCUGAUAAACAAAUAUGUUUGUUUAUUGACUCUUUUUUUCCCAUUUUUUGAAAAUUUCAACAUUUUCAAUGCUUUUCAUAUUUUUCAAAG
Molecule: messenger RNA, 2011 nt
Organism: Pelodiscus sinensis (Chinese soft-shelled turtle)
Lineage: Eukaryota; Metazoa; Chordata; Testudines; Trionychidae
Product: P2Y purinoceptor 1-like
Biological process (GO): phospholipase C-activating G protein-coupled receptor signaling pathway
Cellular component (GO): plasma membrane
Molecular function (GO): G protein-coupled ATP receptor activity; A1 adenosine receptor binding; ATP binding
Source: RefSeq, a predicted model, not a curated record